GGCCGCGCUGACUAGGGUGGCGAGGCGGUCGCUUCGAGCGCGUUAGUUUGCUCCCUGAAGAGCGUGAGGGCGGUUGGGUGCCGGCGGUCACUCUUGCGUUCGCUGGGAGAUGCCCUUUGCUUCUCGAAUGUAAUGCACUUUAUGUUUAUUCUUCAACAGUGAAAAUGAGUCAUACAGAGGUAAAGUUAAAAAUACCUUUUGGAAAUAAAUUACUGGAUGCUGUUUGUUUGGUACCUAACAAGAACAUAGCAUAUGGAAUAAUUCUUACACAUGGAGCAUCUGGCGAUAUGAAUCUUCCUCAUUUGAUGUCACUGGCAUCCCAUCUUGCAUCUCAUGGGUUUUUUUGCCUGAGAUUUACUUGCAAAGGCCUUAACAUUGUUCAUAGAAUUAAAGCAUAUAAAGCAGUUUUGAAUUACCUAAAGACCUCAGGAGAAUACAAACUUGCCGGUGUUUUUCUUGGAGGUCGUUCGAUGGGCUCAAGAGCAGCUGCUUCUGUAAUGUGUCAUACUGAUCCAGAUGACACUGAUGAUUUUGUUCGAGGUCUCAUUUGUAUUUCUUACCCACUGCACCAUCCAAAGCAGCAGCAUAAACUCAGAGACGAAGAUCUCUUUCGUAUAAAGGAUCCUGUACUGUUUGUGUCAGGCUCAGCAGAUGAAAUGUGUGAAAAGAACUUAUUGGAGAAAGUAGCACAGAAAAUGCAAGCUCCCAGUAAAAUCCAUUGGAUUGAGAAGGCUAAUCAUUCCAUGGCUGUGAAGGGACGGUCAACAAAUGAUGUAUUCAAAGAAAUAAAUACACAGAUCUUGUUUUGGAUCCAAGAAAUCACUGAAAUGGAUAAGAAAUAAUUGUUGUUAAAAGCCAUGUUAUUUUGAAUAAAAGUAUGGUUACUUUGAUAAGUAAAGUAUACCUCUCAGCAUUGUGAGAUAUAUUUCAGACUAAUGUUCUUUAAUGUUGCCGUAUUUUUGAAACAUUGUAUUAUGAAAAUAUCCUUUGCAAGAUGUCUUUUUAAAGCACUGUUAUAGUUAUAUGGAGAUAAUGUACAAAUAUUGAAGGUUGUCUAUAAUUUAUUUUCAUUCGUAUAGUUAAGUUUUGAAAAAUUAAACAUUUGCAUUUUGUUACAAUGGUGC
This is a messenger RNA of Acomys russatus (golden spiny mouse), 1124 nucleotides long. It is a transcript of the gene Tex30, whose product is annotated as testis expressed 30. Bases 165 to 842 code for a protein of 225 amino acids. NCBI's taxonomy places the organism in Eukaryota, Metazoa, Chordata, Mammalia, Rodentia, Muridae. The transcript is spliced from 6 exons. The record is from RefSeq and is a predicted model, not a curated record.